Molecule: messenger RNA, 1197 nt
Organism: Candidozyma duobushaemuli
Lineage: Eukaryota; Fungi; Ascomycota; Pichiomycetes; Serinales; Metschnikowiaceae
Gene: TIF5
Product: translation initiation factor eIF5
Exons: 1
Coding region: 1-1197 (398 amino acids)
Biological process (GO): formation of translation preinitiation complex; translational initiation; formation of cytoplasmic translation initiation complex
Cellular component (GO): cytosol
Molecular function (GO): eukaryotic initiation factor eIF2 binding; translation initiation factor activity; GDP-dissociation inhibitor activity
Source: RefSeq, a predicted model, not a curated record
AUGUCGUUCAUAAAUAUCUGUCGUGAGAACACCGACCCGUUUUACCGUUACAAGAUGCCUCCGAUCCAGUCCAAGGUCGAAGGUAGAGGUAACGGUAUCAAGACUGCCAUUCCCAACCUUAGUGAGGUUGCCAGAGCCUUGGGCCGUCCUCCAGCUUACGUUGUGAAAUACUUCGGUUCCGAGUUGGGUGCACAGACGAAAAUCAACGAGGAAGAUGAUAGAUUUCUUGUUAACGGUGCCCACUCUCAGGCUGAGCUACAAGACUCCUUGGAUGGCUUCAUCAACCGUUUUGUGCUCUGUGGCGCUUGUAAAAACCCCGAGACCCAGAUCACCAUCAAGAGCAAAGGCUUCUUGCAGAGAGACUGUAAAGCCUGCGGUCGUAUCACCGACAUCGACUUGAGACACAAGUUGUCCUCUUACAUCUUGAAGAACCCACCCCCAUCCUCCACAGGAAAGAAGGCCGCUACCGCCACCGCCAACGUUGUGGGAGGUGGUAAGUCCAUUUCUGAUAUUGCACAGAGCGCCGACGGCGACGCCGCUAAGCAAGCCAACGGUGACGACGACGACGACGCUUUGACCAAGAAGAUCAAUGCUGAGGCUGCUGCUCUCGCCAGCGAAACCGUCGAGGUUGCUGACGACGACUGGGCCGUCGACAUGUCUAAGGAGGCCAUCGAGGCCAGAGCCAGAGAGUUGGAGGGCCUUUCGCUAAAUGACAGCCAGACCAAGCUCACGGAAUUCGGUGAGUGGGCCUUGAAGGAUGCUGGUGACGACAAGGACGAGUUGCCAUCCGACAUUGAUCUUUAUAAGAAGAUUGUGGAGUUGGAGCUCUUGGAGAAGCCAGACGUCAUGCUCGUGUUGGCUCAGGUUUUGUUCGACGAAGAGAUCCUUGAGCAGCUCGAUGAGCACAAGGGUUUGUUGGCCAAGUUGAUCAACGGUCAGAACGACUUUGAGAAGGCUUUCUUGGGUGGUCUUGAGAGAUUCUUGGGUUUGGAGAAGCCUGAGUUGAUUCCUCUCGUUCCAAAGAUCCUUGUCAAGUUGUACGACCUGGAGUUGGUUGGUGAAGAUGAGAUUCUCAACUGGGGUUCGAAGGUGUCCAAGAAGUAUGUUUCUAAGGAUGUGUCUAAGAAGGUGAGAAAGGCCGCUAAGCCUUUCAUUCAGUGGUUGAAGGAGGCCGAUGAGGAGUCGGACGAGGAGUAA